This is a messenger RNA of Nilaparvata lugens (brown planthopper), 2045 nucleotides long. Its product is annotated as coiled-coil domain-containing protein 1-like. Lineage: Eukaryota; Metazoa; Arthropoda; Insecta; Hemiptera; Delphacidae. Gene Ontology annotation, molecular function: protein binding. The record is from RefSeq and is a predicted model, not a curated record. Bases 95 to 1477 code for a protein of 460 amino acids. Gene Ontology annotation, cellular component: nucleus; cytoplasm. The transcript has 10 exons.
AACCAAGUCGUCACUCGGCACUUGCUUAUUGUGUAGUUCAGUUGGUUUGGUCCAGACGUCCAGUGAGUAAAGGAUUCCUUCUUUCGUUUCAAUUAUGGGCAACACUAUCAGCAAAGUAGGAAAUUUCCUUUUAGGAAAAGGAAAUGAUGAGAAAAAGCCUGAACGUUCUUUAAAGAAAAGAAAGUUUGUAGAGGAGUUGGAUCAAGAAGACGUAAAACGGCAAAGAGUUGAGAAUGGAGAAAUAUCGUCCGAAGAUAAUCAAGAAGAUGAUGAUCAUCAAGAAGAUGAUGAUGACGAUGAUCAUGAUGUUGAGGAGGAAAGGGAUGCAGACGAUGAAGCUGAUCUCGAUGCCAAUGAAGACGAUGAGUUUGAUAAUCUGCGAAAUGAAGAAAUUGAUUUACUUGUAGAUAUUAAGAAUGGAGAAAUAUCGUCCGAAGAUAAUCAAGAAGAUGAUGAUCAUCAAGAAGAUGAUGAUGACGAUGAUCAUGAUGUUGAGGAGGAAAGGGAUGCAGACGAUGAAGCUGAUCUCGAUGCCAAUGAAGACGAUGAGUUUGAUAAUCUGCGAAAUGAAGAAAUUGAUUUACUUGUAGAUAUUAAGGAUCCAGUUGGUGAUGAGUUGUUGGUUGCCUCUGGUGAAGGGGACACUAUUAAUAACAAAAGGGACUCUAUUCACACCGAUGACAAUAUUCAGAACGAUGACGCGCAUCCUGACUUGCAACCCGAGAACGAGCACAUCAUGACCCGCGGCGAGAACGAAGAAGGUACAGCUCAUGCAGAGAUCACAUUGCAGGUAUCUAUAGCACUCCAAAGACUCGAAGAUUCAAGAAGACUUGAGGAGGUUCAACAAGAAGAUACAGAUGAGGAACAUUAUGAAGAGGAAGACAUUAAUGUCAGCGAAAGUGAAGAUGAGGACGAUCUUGAGGAUGUUGAUGAUGAAGAUGAUGAUGAUGAUGAUGAUGAUGAUGACGAUGAAGAAGAUGAUGAAGAAGAAGACGAUGAAGAAGAUGAAGAUGAUGAUGAUUAUGAUGUCAAAGAUGAUGUCAAAAACAUAAUCCAUCGAUUUACGUAUUUGCUGGGAAAUGAUAUUAGAAGCUUAAUGCUAUACCGUUCUAUAUUUAACGGUAUUGCGAAGAAUACUACUACAGCACUGCACAUCAGCGCUUGGCUGGGACAUGAGACAUUGGCACUUAGAUUGUUGAAGAAAGGAAGAAAUGUUGAUGUCAAUGCUCGAGAUAUUGGAGGGCGAACUGCUCUCCACAUGGCUGCCUGGAAAGGCCACAGUGAAAUCAUUCAAAUACUCCUGGAACACGGCGCUCACCCGAGGGUCAUCAGUCGCCAAGCAGCUACUCCUUUGGCGAUCGCUCUUCAGGAGGGACACAAUGACUGCAUAAAAAUACUUGCGACAGCAUGUGGAGAAUCUGAGCAAGAGAAACUAAGCAAUUAUGGGAUAUUGUUUGAAAAGCCCCACCUAUGGUGAGAGGACCCCCAGCCAUCUCCUGUUGUAUGUGUGUUCGCGUUGAGGAAUAGAAAGAAUCAUCUCGACCAAUGGCAAGCGAGCAUUCAUGACUACUGAGUUUUAAUAUUAAUCGGACGACAAAUAAUGUUUGUCUUAAUUGUUAAAUUUAUCGUAUUGAUUUCAAAAUAAUUUUGAUUUGAUUUCAAAUAUAUGUUACACGAUACCUGAAGAUUUAUGUAACUUGAUGAAAAUCGUGUUUGUAAAAUCUAUUUAAUGGUUGAUUGUUCAUUUUUGCUAGUUUAUUAAUAGUGCCUGAAAAUUUAAACGAUUUUAUGUAGAUGAAAGACGAGGGAAUAUGUUAUAUUAUGCUUUAUUUGAUUGCUUUAUUUGUUGCUUGUGUAAUUGUUUGAAUAGUUAUAAAUUUUUUAUAGGAAAAGAAAGAAGAAUUUGUAAAGAGUAUUGUGCUUUUGUUUGAAAACUUAUGAAAUGUUUCAUAAAAGCAACUGGCUGGUGGUGUUGUAAGUAAUUAUAUUAUUGAGAAAAAAUUUAUAAGUAGUAUAAGAUAAAUAGUUAAUGUGUAAUUACAUUU